Caenorhabditis angaria is the source of this 2809-nucleotide messenger RNA. The record is from the annotation of a GenBank genome assembly. NCBI's taxonomy places the organism in Eukaryota, Metazoa, Nematoda, Chromadorea, Rhabditida, Rhabditidae.
AUGAUAUCCUGGACGCCAGAUAUAUUCGUUGGAUUUUAUGAAUUCGAAACUCGUGAUGUAAGAAAAAAGAGAUUCAAGAUUUUUUUUUUGAAUUUCAGAAAAUCAGAACUUAUUCAAGUGAUUUGUCAAUUUCCAACGAUCAAAAAGCAAUUGAAGAAUUGAGAAAAAUUUACGAGAAAUCAGAUGGGAAAUUGGAAGUUUAUGGUAGUGUUGAAGAAAUGUUGCAGUAUUUCAAAAGGAUUCAACGGAUUGAACAAAAUGGAAUCAGGUUUGUAAAGAAAUAUAUUUUCUCUAACAACGUGGCAAACUUGGAAAAUCUCGAAUUUUUUCAGUUCGCAUGUUUCAUUUCCGAGUUAUACUGAUGUUUCUGGUCAAAUAAUUUGUGUAUCAAAUUCUGAUGUUAUUGAAUAUAUGAAGCUCACAUUGGAAACGAAACUUGCCGCGUUUUUAGAUUCUCCUAACAAUCAAAUCUACCAAAUAACUGAAGUUGCGAAGAAUGUGUCGGAACAUUUAUGGCAAAUAGCUGGGUUGAAAAAUGAAACCAAAAACAAAUAUCACAAAAUGAUCAACGAUGACUCGUGGAGAGUCUUACAUGCAAAAUUGAGCGAUUUGUGUAAUUUUGCAAAUCGUGGGUUUGCGGGAAAAGAGUGGGAAAUGAGAGCGAAACAACCAAUCAAAUUCAAAAAAUGUGGAAGUUCUCAACGGUAUAUCAAUGAUUUGUUCGAAUAUUUGGAGAUGCUCAAACUUCCGAAUAUCACAGAAACAUGGAAUGCAAUUGCACACCUUAAUAAUCUACUUGAGCCACUUCGCGAUGAACUAAGGGCACUUGGAAACCCACAGAAAGGGGUUUGAUGACAUGACAUUUUUAGGUUUUUUAAGCAAAUGAGUUAAAAUAUUUGGUUCUAAUGUUAUUCAUAUGAUAGAAUGGUCUAAGACGAACAUAAUGAUAUAAAUUUUGAUGAGUUUACGUUAUCCAUAAGUGAUUUAGCGACGUUCAGUCGAUAUUUAGGCGAUAAGCUCGCUAAAUCACUUAUGGAUAAGGUAAAGUAAUCAAAAUUUAUAUCAUUCUGUUCGUCUUAGACCAUUCUAUCAUAUGAAUAACAUUAGAACUCAAUAUUUCAACUCAUUUGCUUAAAAAACAUAAAAAUGUCAUUUAGUCGAUAUCCAACUGAUAAUUUCUUAGUUCAUAUCUUGAAAACGCUCGUUUUCAGGCUACACUCAACUACAAACCAGUGAUUCGAAGAUUCAAAGGAGCGAAUUAUGAAUUCUAUCUAGCGAGAGAAGUUAGCGACACAUUCCCAAAAGAAAACAUCGCUCUCGAAACUGACGAAGAUAUCAAACAAAAACGAAUAUUCACCGUUGAUUGCACAACUUUCGAUCAAAUUCUUCAAAAACAUGGGGCCGACAGUGUUAUCAUCGUCGAAAUUCCAAUCGAAACCAAUUCUCGAAACAACACUUAUCCGAUAUAUUCUUCAUACGGUUUCCAUUGUCGCCCAGCUUGGGAGGCUUUCGAAGAUUGUUUGUACGAGAUGAUAUUGUCAUUCCGAAAAAAUAAGAACUUGGAAGAGAACCGAAAUGGCCUAGGACACCAAGACUACAGUAGACUUCGCAAAAUUUUGGAGUCUAUUUGAAAAAUAAAAUGCGAAAUUUACACGCUGGCUAUUUGCCAACCAGUUUGAUGUGCAUGUGUCACGUCAUGUUUAGUCUACUGUACGUGAGCGCCAAUUCAAACGGAGGUUCUUUUAUUUUCGGAAUGACAAUAGUUGUUCGCAAAUAUUUUCUACAUGCUAAAAAUGUGACAAAGAUGUACGAUGUUAUUGAAUCGAAAGAAUUCGAUGUUUUUGUUGAGCAUUCGACGAUGUAUUUAGUGGAUUGUGUUAUACAUCCAGAGCUUGUUGUACGUGAUAAUUGGAACUAUAAUAUCUCCGAAUUACUAUACUUAAAAGAAUAUACAAAAAAUGAAGUGACUGAAAUCCUCAAUAAAUUCGUGGAAAAUCACAAUAUCGAUGGAAAUGAAAUGAAAGGGAUUAUCGAUAAAGUAUUCCAAAUACUGCCAAAAAAUCUCACCUACAAACAAAUAUAUGAUCUAUAUUUCCGGAUAAUUUUGAGAAAUGUUCUGAAAUUGUGUCCGAAAAUUGCGAGAUUGCACGCGAAUCAAGGAAAAUAUAGGGGAAAUCGAGGAGGAGAUUCGGAUUUGAUUCAUGAAGCUGUGCAGGAAUUUGAUGAUUUCAAAAAUGGCAACAUCUCGGAGGUUGUGAAGGAGAGAUUUGGAAAUUUACGAUGUGAGAAUAUUGAAUUGAAAAAGUCAGUUUUUUUUAACGAAAUAGAGAAGAUGGUGAAAAAAAGUUUUCAGACGCGAAACAAAUUAUAUCGAUGAGAUAAAAAAGCUGAAGGAGCAAUUAGCAAUGUAAGCUACAUAUCGAUGUUUUUCAAAAAAUGAAUUGUUUCAUUUCAGCCGCGAAAAAAAUCACAUGGAAGAAAUUGGGAAGCUGAAUGAGCAAGUGGAACAGUGAGUUUUUAAACAAACAUCUGAAAUUUUGAAACAAAAAAUUUCAGACAUCAGACGAAUUUCAACAAACUGAAGGAGGAGGCAGAACAAUUUAAAGAGUAAUUUUUUAAAAGAAAACUGACUGAAAACUGAAAAUUUUUCUUCAAGAGAACUAUGAAAAGUUGGAAAUUCUUGAAGAAUUUUUCUUGAGAUGUAUUAAUUAUUUGCAGAAGACAACGCGAUUUCUCGAAGUUCGCUUCUCAGUUGAAAAAUCGAGUGGAACAAACGUUGAAUGAUUUGGUGGAUAAUACAAAUUUCUGA